Messenger RNA from Clunio marinus, 3464 nucleotides. The record is from the annotation of a GenBank genome assembly. Lineage: Eukaryota; Metazoa; Arthropoda; Insecta; Diptera; Chironomidae.
ACAAAAGUAAGGAAGCGAAGAGGCAAGCACGCUUGCCGAACAAAAUCACUUCUUAAAUGAUUUAAAUUAUUUUGCAAUCAAAGAAUCUAUCGCAAUCAUGUCUGGUGAUAUUCAAACACGUCAGAGACGAAAGGAAAAACGAAAACAAAAGAGAGAUGAACCGGCAAUUGGAGUCGAUACAACAAAAAUCAAAGAGAGUGAAAAGAAAGAUGUUCAAAUGCACAUUCAUGAUCAGCAUGAUCACGGUGUCGGAUGGUGUGCGAAAAUAGUUUUCUUCUCGCUUAUGGCGAUUCUAGCUGGAUUAGUUGUGCUAAUUGUGCUUGAAAAUCGGGGACAAUCAGAUGUUGACACGCCAUUAUCAGAGUCGAGAUUCUCAGAAUAUCUCCAAGGCUGGGUUGAUGAGACAAGAGAAGAAGAACAUCAUGACGAAGUUCAUUUCACUCCGCCAGAUGAUGAUGAACAUGAUGAUGAUGGCCAUGAAACGACAGCAAUUCCAGAUGAUGAACCUUAUCCCGAAGAGAAAGAUUACUCAACACCAGAAGAAAAUAACGAAUCAGAGGAAUUGAAUGCAGAAAUUAAUGCAGAUGAAUCAACACAAGAUGAACAAAGUGACAAUCAAGAAGAUGAUGACGAUGACGAUGAAACAGUGGAAGCUAAUGAGACACCAAGCAACAAUGAUGAUGAAGACGAAGUGGAAACUCGAGGUGAUCAGCAACCAGAAGAAGUUGAUGACAAAGAAGACGAAGUUCCAAACAUGUUUGAAGACAGUACACCAUUUGAAGAGGAAGACAAUGACGAUGACUUUGAAGAUGUCAUCGAUAAUGAUGUGGGUGAAGAUUUACUGCUUCAGAAGUUAGCUGAACAAAGUGAAGCUGCUGCAGCACAAGCUGAUGAAAAUCAAGAAGAAACUGAUGAGGCUGAAGCUGAAGGUUCUUCUUCACUUGGCGUUAAAAUCGGGGUCGGUGUUCUUCUCGCUAUAGUUGCCCAUCAAAUUAUUAUUAAAAAAAUAUCAGCAACUAAUAGGACGGAAAUAAUGCCAGAAGUGGAAAUAAUGAGUAAAGAAGAGCUUUUAAGUAAGAGACGAUUAACGAUGUUAACUGGAUCUGAAGAGCGACUGAUAAAUGAUGAAUUGGAUGAUGAAGAAAUCGUUGAAGUUAUGAUGGUGUCUGGCGCACAUUUGAACGAUGACGAUGAUGAAGAAGAAGCUUACACAGAUUCGGAAGAUAUUGGCGAGGAAGAGGAAGAAGAAGAUUACAGCGACGGACGGGAUUCUAAGAAACCUUUCGUUCCAAGAACAUUUGAAGAUUUCCAAACAUUAUUUAAGCAUCAAUUUGAACCAACAUUAGAGGAAGAAGGAAUUCAAGAACCAACAAGCGACAGUUCUGAACCUCAACCUGUUGAUGAUGAGAUGGAAAAACGAGUUGAAGAAGCUUUAAUGCAAAAACCAUUUAAAAAAGUGAUUGAAACUAAAAUUCAAGAACCUGAAUCAUCUCCAGAUGAAGCUCCAUAUUCACAGGAAGAUGAUUAUGACGCUGAUGAACCUGAAGAAUUCUCAGGCGAAGAAAUUCUUGAAGAAGAGGAAGAAGACGAAGAAAAUGAUUAUGAAGAUGAAAUGGAAAGUGAUGAAGAUAUGUCUGACAUUGAUGACACUGAUUUGAUGAAACGACUUGAAGCGAAAUAUGGAAAAAUCAGUGGUGAAAAUUCAGAAGAUGAAGAAGACCCUGAGGCUUGGACAAAAAUUCCAAAAGAAGGUGGAGAGAAAAGCUACUUAGAUCAGCUUUUAGAAGAUCAAGUUCGAAUGGAUAAUAACAAUUAUUAAACUUCUUUUUUUUUAAUAUCCAAUCCACUAGUCAAUCAAAGCUUUAAUUAUGUUGCACUUUUUUAUUGCUUUUUAAUUUUCUUUUUUAUUUAGUUUGUUUAGUUGUGUGGAAACUUUUUUUCUAUAGAUUUUUAUGAAUUUUUCGAAGAACUAAUCUUAACAUUAUCAGACCAGAAUUCAAUGUUUUGAUUACUUCUUUGGCUGUGAUCGUUUGCUUUGUGAACUAACAAAAAUAAUUUUUGUUUUUUUUCCUGCAUUGCAUUUCGAUGGGAUUUUUGAAUGAAUUUUAACAAAAAUGCUGUUGCCAACUAAUACAAAUUUGCGUAUUAAUAUCAAAUACGAUAAAUCAGAGUGAAGAAAUUGAAGAAAUGCUACUUGAGGCUAAGAUAACCGAUGCUCGAGCUGAGAAAGAACAAAGUAACAAAAGACUGAUGGAAGCCAUCGAAUUGUAUAAAGACUUACUGAUAACACACGGUGAUAAAUUAAAUGCUUCAAUUUUCAAAGAAGUUGCCGAAAGAUGCAUCGAGCGAAUGAGAUUCAUUGGAAAAUUUAAAGCAGCUGUUAAGAUCCACAGAUUGCUUAUUGAAAGAUUCAGCGAUGAGCCGAAUUAUCCAAAUCAACUUGCAGUCACUUAUUUGCUUGGAAAUCAUCUUUCAGAAGCAAAGCUCAUUCUUCAUGAAAUUUUAAUGCGUUGGCGUUUCAAUGGCUUCGCUCUCGUUCAUUACGGUUUUGUUCUUAAGAAUCUUGAUAAAGAUUAUGAGAAUGCAGCGCUUUAUAUUAAAGAAGGAAUUGAUUCAAAUGAACCAGGAACACAAGACGGUAGAUUUUAUUUCAAUCUCGGUGAUGCUUUACAAAGACUUGGAAAGAAUGACGAAGCAAGAGAAGUUUACAAGAAAGGUGCAAAAAUUGGAUUGUUUCUAUCGGAACACCAACGAUCUCUAUACAAUGUCGAUCAUUUAAAGUCGACACCAUUUUGGACAAAAGUGCAAACAACUUAUAAAGAUGAUCUCAUGGAAAUACAAAAAUAUUGGCAACUUAUCAGAGAUGAAGGUCUGAAGUUGUUGUCAGAAGAUGGUCGCUUCUCAAAUGAAGCUGAGAAUCUCAAAGAUACUGGUGAUUGGAAGCAAUUUGAGCUGUUUGCUCGUGGAAGAAAAACCAAACAUUGUAUGCUUGCACCAAUCACAUGUCAAAUUAUUGAAAACUUUGACGCUGCGGCGACUUGUAAAAGGGGACAAGUGAAGUUCAGUGUUCUUCAUCCAAAAACACAUAUUCACAGCCACACAGGUCCAACAAAUUGUCGUGUCAGAUGUCAUCUUGGAUUGAAAGUUCCUGAAAAAACAUUUCUUCGCGUUGCUGAUGAAACUCGAUCAUGGAAAGACGGCGAAUGGUUGAUUUUUGAUGAUAGCUUUGAGCAUGAAGUUUGGCAUAAUGGAACGGGAUUAAGACUGGUACUUAUAGUUGAUGUUUGGCAUCCUCAAUUAACUGACUUAGAAAAACAAAGUAUGAGUCCAAUUUAAGCUUCCAAAAAACAAAAAAGUUUCAAUUCAUUCGGAAUCUCUUAAACUAACCAAAGUGAAUAUUUUCAAUGUGCCUCAUUAGAUAAUAAAAUAAAAAAUUGUGUUUUGUUAAUUUUAAUAAAUAUAAA